AUGCAGUCUUCCUUACUGCCGGCCCCUGGCAGAGGCUCUGAAAAACCUGCGGUGUGCAGUCAGCGAUGGAGAGCAUUCAGGAGAAGUUUUGCUUUGCCCGCCAUUCUUCUGGUUGCCAGCUGCUCGCUUUGGCAUGCGCCCGACGCCGCCUUCGCACGGAAGCACGUCUUCCCGACGUCGCUGCGCGAUCUACGGACAAGGAUCCAGCACGGCGAUCUCUCGCAUUCCGAGUACGCCAGCACCCUGGAAAGCCUUAAGAAGGCCUACGAGCAGGAGAUCUUCAAGUGGGGCCGGCGAGGUAAGUGGCAGAAGUCCUUGGACUUCCUGACGGAGAUGGACGAGCUCUCAUUCGAUCCCGGGGUACCUGCCUUCGCUGCCACGGUUCGCGCCCUCAGCGAGAGGGCCAGGAAGCAGUGGCCACGCGCCCUGAUGGUAUUCAACCAGAUGAAGGACCGGGAUCUUGCUCCGGAUACCUCGACCUUCCACUGGGCAAUGGCCGGGUGUGCGAAGGAUCGACAAUGGCAGCUCUCCAUCGACCUGCUCCGUGAGAUGCAGCGUUUGAACCUGCCUACCCGCAAGGCGACCUACAUGGGUGCCCUGCACGCUUGCCGGUGGGGCGGACUCUGGCAGGAUGCCAUCAGUUUGAUCGAGGAGAUGGAGAACGAUGCCCUGGAUCCACAAGCCACCGGCUUCAACAAGGCCAUGGAUGCCUGCUUGACUGCCCACCAGGACGAUUGGUACGAUAUCAUGGAAGACAAAGCUGCAGCUCGCGGCUACGAGAUCUUCCUCUAG
This is a messenger RNA of Symbiodinium sp. CCMP2592, 792 nucleotides long. The record is from the annotation of a GenBank genome assembly. Lineage: Eukaryota; Dinophyceae; Suessiales; Symbiodiniaceae.